AUGGUAGACUGCAAAAGAUUCCCAUCUCUCAAAGACAUCGUCCCUGUAAUGAAGCCCCCGAGAUGUGAUACCAUUCCACGGAACCGGGAUGGGAAAACCCAGGUAUUCACCAAGGUGGGAACGAUCGGGGCGGCGUUCCCAGCCUUGACUCCGAAUUUAAGUAAACUGGAUUUACGGGAAAUCAAGGCGGGGAGGAGGGAGGCUCGCCCGAGCGGGAAACCUCCGCAUGCCGUCGUGUGCAAGCGCCACAGCCAGCAAUUCACCAACCAACCAACCAACCAACCAACCAACCGAGUCAAAGCAGCUGCUCCAGGAGCUGUUGCUACCCAAGAUUCGGUCCUUGAUGCAACAUCCUCGUGUCCAAGAGCAUCUAUCCAAGGGGGGAAGAUCUCUCUCUCCGAUGGAUAUCGUCCAGGAAGCAUCCUCACAUUUUCCUGCCCAGCUGGCACUUACCCGUACCCCACACCCAGCCGGGUCUGCCAGCCAGAUGCCAAGUGGACUCCAAUGCACCACCCCAGCGGAACCCUUACCAACAUAGCACGUUGCAGAGACAUACGCUGCCCUGCGCAGACGAGCUUUGAAAAUGGCUUUUUCAGCCCACGGCGAAACUCUCACCCAAUUGGUGACAUCCUGAGUUUUGAGUGCUCUGACGGGUACCAGCUUCUUGGCUCAUCCCAGCGGUACUGCCAGCCCAACGGCCAAUGGAACGGGACCUCCCCUGUUUGCGAUGAUGGAGUGGGGCACUGCCGUGCCCUUGCUAUCCCCCCAGGGGCGAUUGCUACAGGGAGAGGCAACCGUCUUGGUGACCAGGUCUCGUUCCAGUGUCAGACCGGCUUAGACUUGAUUGGAUCAUCCCAGCGGGUCUGCAUGCUGGACAGCGAAUGGUCUGGUACGCAGCCAAGUUGUAGAGCCCACUAUUCUUAUGACCGAGCUGAAGAUGUUAAAGCUGAAUUCGGAGCCUCGUUGACAGGUGUUCUGAGUGAAGUGUCCGCCUUCGAGUUUGACCCUUCUGGGACAUCUCAACCUUCAUCUUUAGGCCGAAGACUUAUACUGACCAAAGAGAGCUUCCUCUAUGUUUACUUCCUUGUGGAUGCUUCUCACAGCGUUACUGAACGUAACUUUGCUAUUUUUAAAAAUGCUGUAAGCCAAAUCAUCACCAGGGUGAGUUUCUGUAGAUAUGACUUGGAUAAAGAAGUGGGAGGUGGUGGUGCUAGCAAUAGCGCUGAUUACUCAUGA
This is a messenger RNA of Python bivittatus (Burmese python), 1236 nucleotides long. The record is from RefSeq and is a predicted model, not a curated record. Lineage: Eukaryota; Metazoa; Chordata; Lepidosauria; Squamata; Pythonidae.